Messenger RNA from Anolis carolinensis (green anole), 624 nucleotides. RefSeq names its product ribosomal protein L22 (gene rpl22). The transcript is spliced from 4 exons. Lineage: Eukaryota; Metazoa; Chordata; Lepidosauria; Squamata; Anolidae. The coding region runs from base 62 to 529 and encodes 155 amino acids. The record is from RefSeq and is a predicted model, not a curated record. Gene Ontology annotation, molecular function: RNA binding; structural constituent of ribosome. Gene Ontology annotation, biological process: cytoplasmic translation. Gene Ontology annotation, cellular component: ribosome.
CAGCGUGCCCCGCGCGACAAAGAGGGCGGGGCCGUAGUGUUUUUCGAGCGGGAGGCUGCGCAUGCGCUGCUGGGCGGGGCCGCGUCCUGCGCCUGCGCAGAGCGGCCCUUCCUUUCUCGCUUUCCUCCCAGCCUGUGCCGCCAUGGCGCCCGCGAAGAAGGUGUCCACGAAAGGCGGGAAGAAGAAGAAGCAGGUCCUGAAGUUCACCCUGGACUGCACGCACCCCGUCGAGGACGGCAUCAUGGACGCCGCCAACUUCGAGCAGUUCCUGCAGGAGCGCAUCAAAGUCAACGGGAAGGCCGGGAACCUGGGCGGGGGCGUGGUGACCAUCGAGCGGAGCAAGAGCAAGAUCACCGUCACCUCCGAGGUGCCCUUCUCCAAGCGGUACCUGAAGUACUUGACCAAGAAGUACCUGAAGAAGAACAACCUGCGCGACUGGCUGCGUGUGGUGGCCAACAGCAAGGAGAGCUACGAGUUGCGCUACUUCCAGAUCAACCAGGACGAGGAGGAGGAGGAGGAGGAAGAUUGAGCCCCGGCCCGUCCCACCCCAUCCCCAAAAAACAAACAGAUCUAGGGAGAUUUUGUACAUUUUCCUUCAAUAAAAUGCAACAAGGGCGGUUGCAA